Staurois parvus is the source of this 1822-nucleotide messenger RNA. The record is from the annotation of a GenBank genome assembly. Lineage: Eukaryota; Metazoa; Chordata; Amphibia; Anura; Ranidae.
AUGUUUCUGAGUACAGACCUCAAUUACAUAUCAUUCUUGGAAGCUGCGAUCACAUCAGUCUUGUCCUUGGCGCUUCUCCUGGCAGUGUCCCACCAGCUCUGGUCCUUCAGAUGGCACAGCACCAGGGACAGGGCUAACAAGCUACCUCUUCCCAAAGGCUCCAUGGGCUGGCCAUUUUUUGGGGAAACUCUACACUGGCUAGUGCAGGGUUCAGACUUCCACAGCUCCAGGAGGGAGAAGUAUGGGAACAUUUUUAAAACUCAUCUUCUGGGAAAACCACUGAUCCGUGUGACUGGCGCUGAGAAUAUCCGCAAGAUCCUGCUGGGGGAGCACCACCUGGUUAGUGCCCAGUGGCCCCAGAGCACCCAGAUCAUCCUAGGCUCCAAUACACUGGUCAACUCCAUUGGAGAGCUCCAUAGACACAAGAGAAAAGUUAUGGCCAAGGUGUUCAGCCACCAGGCGUUGGAGAGCUACAUCCCCCGCAUCCAGGAGGCUGUGAUCCUGGAGCUCCAGGGCUGGUGCAGGGAGGUCGGACCCAUCUCCAUGUUCCCCUCUGCUAAAGCACUCACUUUCCGGAUCGCUGCCCGCAUCUUGCUGGGGCUCAGCCUGGGGGAGAAGCAGUAUAAAGAGCUGGCCAGGGUGUUUGAGCAGCUAGUGGAGAACCUCUUCUCUCUGCCUCUGGAUAUCCCAUUCAGUGGACUCCGCAAGGGUAUCAAUGCACGUAAAACAUUACACCAGUACAUGGAAGAAGCCAUCAAGGAUAAAAUCACAAGAAGAGACCCUGAGCUGUGUGAAGAUGCUCUGGAUUACCUGAUAGACAGUGCUAAGGAGAAUGGCAAGGAGCUGAAUAUGCAGGAGUUAAAGGAAUCUGCUAUUGAACUUAUGUUCGCUGCCUUCUUCACGACUGCCAGUGCCAGUACCUCCCUCAUCCUGCUUUUACUCAAACAUCCAUCUGCCAUACAGAAGCUGAGACAAGAACUGGCAUCCCAUGGGUUAAACAAACAGUGCCAGUGUCUUCACUCUCCAGAUAGCCCUAAUAACAAUACCAUGGAUGAGAAAUGUGCAACUGCAGGGUGCCAUGCCUCUACCUUGCCAGGCCCAGAUGGCCAAAGUGAAAGAACUGUGGGAAAAGACCAAGCUGGUGAUGGUGGAGAAGAAUGAACAUGAGCAUACAUGUUCUGUAACCAGGAGAUGUCAAGAUGGUGUGCAUCGUCAGUACCUGUGCAAUGGUGCACCAUACGAGAAGGAUACACCUCUGUACCUUUCAGGUGCUGCCAGAUUACUAGGAGGAUGUCAGGGAUGGAGAAACGAGUGUACAUGUCAGCUAAACCUUAAUCUGGAGAAAAUAAAGGGACUCAACUACCUGGACUGUGUGGUGAAAGAGGUGCUGCGUCUGCUUCCUCCAGUGUCUGGAGGCUACAGAACUGCUCUGCAGACAUUUGAGUUAGAUGGCUACCAGAUACCCAAAGGCUGGAGUGUCAUGUACAGUAUUCGAGACACCCAUGAAACUGCUGCAAUUUAUCAAAAUGCUGAAUCCUUCGACCCCGACCGUUUCAAUGCAGAAAAAGAGGAAAGCAAAGCUAGUAGAUUCAACUACAUUCCCUUUGGUGGUGGAGUCCGAAGUUGCAUUGGCAAAGAAUUGGCACAAAUCAUACUGAAGAUUCUUGCCAUUGAGCUGGUAGGCACUGCCCAGUGGGAGCUGGCCACCCCAAAUUUCCCAAAAAUGCAGACUGUUCCCAUAGUACACCCUGUAGAUGGACUUCACCUCUUCUUCCGAUUUUUACGUUCCAGUGACAAUAAUACAGCAUCAGAAAGUUUAUGA